AGACAAUGCCGUGUGUAUAUAAAUGAGAGAAAUAAUAGAAUUGUUUUAUUUUGUCAAACCUUUGACAGCACUUUAUGUUUUCAGAUUUACUUGUAACUUUCAGUACAACUUGGCAUGAAUACUAUUGAAACCAAUGAGGAUCACAGUAGUAUUGGAUACUCUCCCUCGGGAAUGACAUCAAGUUGUGUAAUCGACGAUCAUGCUUCUUCCAAAUCUUGCGUCGACGACGAACAAAUAUCCCUGACCGAAAGUCGAAACGAAGACUGUAAUAGAAAUUCCGACGUGUACCUCGUUUCGCGGCCGAUAUAUAACAAAUCAAAUUUCUUUAAUCGUUAUGAUCACGAACCGAAUAAAGAGAAAACUUAUAAGGAGAGAGUAAGGGAACUAAAGCCCGAAGUCUCCUGUGAAAAGUUUUCACAAGUUUUGUUGUCAUUCGUUCCCUUGCUCACAUGGCUGCCAAAAUAUAAAGUGCGUAAAUUUUUACCUAUGGACAUUGCAGCUGGAUUUACCGUAGGGGUCAUGAACAUUCCACAAGGUUUGGCUUACGCACUGCUCGCAUCCCUUUCACCUAUCGUUGGCUUGUACACGUCCUUCCUGCCAGUUCUAAUAUACUUCUUUCUGGGGACGUCAAAGCAUAUCGCUAUAGGAACAUUUGCUAUUAUAUCGACAAUGGUUGGAGAGGUUUGUGACAGAGAAAUUACAAAAUACAGCUUUGAUACGACCGGGAAUAGCUCGAAUUCGUCGACUGGGGAUGACCGAGAAAAACUAGAAGAUGAUAUAAAGUUACAAAUUGCUGUAUCAUUAACACUUCUAGUGGGGGUAAUUCAGGCUGCAAUGGGUCUUGUUCACCUUGGCUUUAUAACAGUUUACCUGUCACGACCUCUGGUCAGCGGUUUUACAACAGGAGCAGCUUUUAUUGUUUUUACCAGUCAAGUAAAGUAUUUUUUCGGUAUUGAUCCACCUCGAUAUGCUGGUGAAUUAUCUCUACCUAAGACUUACAUCUACAUUUUCAAGAACAUAUCGCAUACAAACGUCGCCGCUUUACUUACUGGAUUAAUAUGUGUAAUAAUUCUGCUGUUUGUCGACUACUUGAAUAGACGAUACAGGUCUCGUUUACCUUGCCCUAUUCCCUCGCAACUGUUGGUCAUUAUAAUCGGUGCAACAAUUUCGCACACGGCUGACCUGAAUCCAAGGUUUGACGUGUCAGUUAUUGGUAGCAUACCUCGAGGACUACCGCCAUUUGCUGUGCCUCAGUAUAAGUUUUUCACGGACAUCAUCGUCGACGCACUACUCAUUUCCAUUGUGGCAGCUACGACUAAUUUAUCCCUUGUCAAAUUAUUUGCUCAAAAACACGAGUAUGAAACGGAUAGUAAUCAGGAGUUGUUGUCUUACGGAAUCGUGAAUAUUAUCAGCUCGUUUUUUGCAAGUUUUGUCUCAUCUGGUUCCCUCUCACGUUCUGUGGUGCAAGAAAGCAUGGGUAAAACUCAAAUUACAAGUUUCAUUUCCAGCCUCGUGAUUCUUCUUGUUUUAUUAUUUAUUGCUCCGCUGUUUGAACCGCUUCCUAAGCCCGUCCUUGCCGCCAUUGUUGUGGUAUCGCUUCGUAGGUUGUUCAUGCAAUUUCAGCAAGUGAAGACUAUAGGUAAAAUUUCGCGAAUCGACGCCAUGGUAUGGCUCGUAUCUUGCUUCUCCGUGAUUCUCCUUGGUAUUGUGAUGGGACUUAUUGUUGGUUUUGGCAUCACGCUCCUCUCAAUUAUAUACCGGUCAUCGCAAGCAAACGUGAGAACUUUGGGCCAUCUUUCGCAAACAGAUAUCUACCUGGAUCGCGAAAUUUGCUUAGGUACAAAGGCCAUCAAGGGAAUUCAGAUAUUACAAUUUCAAGGUGGACUGAUUUUUGUAAAUGCAGAGAAACUCUUGGAUACAGUCGUGGAAAUGAUUCGAGAGAAAACUCGAGGACGGCAUAAAGUUGAUAGUAUAAGUGUUGGUGACAGCGCUGAACCUGAGGUUCUGUCCAACUAUUUGGUAGAGGCGGUUGUGGCAGAAGGAGACAAGCAAGUCAAAGUUAAGAUGAUGCGAAGCAUAAAUCCGAUGGCAGCAGUAAAUUUGGGAUCCGAUGAUUUCACAGAAAAGAUAACCGCACAAGAAUCUGAAUUGAAUAAUGUAUCGGAAGGUACAAUAUCACCAGAACCUAAAGAGGGCGAUUGCGAUGAUUCCAAAGAUACACUUCAUAGUGUCAUCCUGGAUCUAUUUACUGUGACCACGGUCGACUACGUUGGAAUGCAAUGUCUUCGUCAGAUGAUCGAUAAAAGCAAAGAAAUGGGAGUGGAUGUAUAUUUUGUCGGUUGCUCAUAUUAUCUUCAACGGCAUAUGGCAAGGGAUGAAUUCCUAAAGGAAUACUUGGAGGGAAAUUCCUUUCUUUCUGUGCACGAUGCUGUACUGUAUUGUAAAAGGAAAGAAAUUGUUCAGGCUACACAUAAAAAGGAAUCGUCAUCAAGUGAAGCCAAUCCACCGGAGAUAAUAACGUCAUGAGCCGAUUGGAUUAGAUUUUUAAUCACUAGUGCGAUGGCUCACCCAGCGUGCGAAUAGUUCCGAUUUUACACAUACAAGGAUUGAUAAAAUGGGCAAAUUCUGCAAGGUUGAGCAAUUCUGGUGAUUCAAAGUGGAAGCAAAUGUUGGAUUCCUGCGAAUAAUAUUUAGUUAAUUGUUCUUGGUAUGAAUUCUUAUGAUUUUAGUACAACUAAUCACACAAGAUUGAGAUAAUAUGAUUGAUAUAUUUUUAUUAUGUAUAGAUUUUUUGCAUCGGGAAAAAAUUACCUGGAAUAUGUCUUUUAGCCAUUUUUUUAAAAAAAUUUUGAGAAUGCAACUCAAUCAAACUUUGUCAAGAUUUCAGCGUUUGUUCCGUUCUCUUGUAAAACACAGAUUAAGAAUACCUUCCAAUACCAGUCAAUGUUGGUUUUCCAAUAUUUUCAAUUGCUUUGAUUCAAUAGCAUUCAUAGGUUUCAUUAUAUAAAUAGUUUUAGGGGAAGAUUAAUAUAUUGAAAUUUAGGUGCAAAAAACGAAUAGGUAACGAAACGAGUUUUUUUACUUGUUAAAAUGUCUGGGUAAUCAUUUUUAAUAUUUCAAAAAUUGAUGUUUUGGUUAUUGAAUUAAUAUUUUGGUAUAGAUUAUAGACUGUAUAAUCAUGAUUUUUUCCAUGACAAAAAUACACACAGCUUACAGUUAUUCGUUAGAAUAGACGACGGAUAGCGUAAAACAUCCAAUUUGAUUGGGGCUUUUAAAAAUUAUUUUUUAUUUAUAGAUUAAUAUAUUCCCUAAACUUUUAUCGUGAAAUAUUUUUUAAACUUAAGAAUGCCAUACGUGUGUAUGAUAUGAAUUAAAUAGCAUAUUUUUGUAGGAUAACAAUGAUAUUUAGACUAAAUUAUAGACAGCAGACUGACAGAAUUAUUUUGCGAAAUAAAUGUAAUAAACUAGGUUU
Messenger RNA from Dendronephthya gigantea, 3472 nucleotides. RefSeq names its product prestin-like. Gene Ontology annotation, molecular function: oxalate transmembrane transporter activity; secondary active sulfate transmembrane transporter activity; chloride transmembrane transporter activity. Gene Ontology annotation, cellular component: membrane. Bases 115 to 2526 code for a protein of 803 amino acids. Gene Ontology annotation, biological process: transmembrane transport. The record is from RefSeq and is a predicted model, not a curated record. The transcript has 9 exons. Lineage: Eukaryota; Metazoa; Cnidaria; Anthozoa; Malacalcyonacea; Nephtheidae.